Closterium sp. Naga37s-1 is the source of this 294-nucleotide messenger RNA. The record is from the annotation of a GenBank genome assembly. Lineage: Eukaryota; Viridiplantae; Streptophyta; Zygnematophyceae; Desmidiales; Closteriaceae.
AUGAUCUUACACCUCAUUGUUUGGAUUGCGCAGGUCAUCAUCGACGAGUUCCGCCACAGCGGGAUCUCAAGCAAGCUAGACGGGAUCGAGAGCCACCUGGUGAUGUCUCACCUACGCGCGAGGAGCACCACCAGUGUCUCAGAAGACAUGUGCCUCAGGAGGACCACGGGCGACAAUACGCGCCUGCUUGGGCAGGCUCCGGAAGGGGAGGAGGAGGAGGAGGAGGAGGAGGAGGAGGAGGAGGAGGAGGAGGAGGAGGAGGAGGAGGAGGAGGAGGAGGAGGAGGAGGAGUAG